AGCAGGGAUGAGAGCGUGACAAAAGCAGCGGUUGGAGCAAUGGGUGAUCUUGCGACAAUACUCAUGUUUGGUCUGAAAUCAGUUUUGUAUUGUACACAAAUAGCAGCAACUGCAGGUGUGGUCCUUGCAAAGUGAUUGCUCCCAAAUACAAAGAGCUAUCUAAGAAGUAUCAGGAUAUGGUGUUUCUUAAGCUUGACUGCAACCAAGACAACAAGAUUUUUACAAUUGGAACAAAGUGAGGCUGAGGUAUUGCGACGGAGUUUCAUUCGCAGGAGAUUCACAACAUGGCAACGGGACGUCACUGCUUUAUUUCAGAGGACAACGAAUAUGGAAUGCCAUAAUUCUUGACCUUCUUCCCUAAGGUUUAGCAAAAGCCCACAAGCCAUAUGAUUGUAAACGGUGACUGGUUAAGGGUCAAGACUAAUGUGCUCCUUCUCUCGCAGGUCUGGUUCGACCAUCCAACAAUGGUUGCAGAGCCUUCACGUCAAUACUCAUGUUUGGUCUGAAAUCAUUUUUGUAUUGUACACAAAAAGUAACAAUUGCAGGUAACGCAUUAUCAUCUUGUUCUAUGUCCUAACCAUUAAUUCCAGCUAAUAUAGUGCCUAUUCAAUUUAUCUUGUCUCACGGUGAUACUUUAAGUUAGAAAAUCUCAAUUGUGUGCUCCAGAUUCAAUCUUUUGUAUAGAGUUAUGUCUUUUUAUAAACUUCUGAUUUUUGCUUAUUUGUUUAGCAAAAGUAAACAUAAGUUUUGAUAUCCAACAAUUUCUUGACAUGAUAAUAUAUAAUUCGGUAGAGUAAUAUAAAGAGUUAAUUUUAUUGAUUAUAAAUGGGUAGAGGAAUGUAAGGGUGGUACUCCUUUGUGUGCUUGAGAAAAUUUUCAAAUUGAACUCUAAGGUAAGUUUUAAGGUAAAUGCAAUCUAACCAGUACAAUCUAAUUUUAUUUAUUUCAAAAUAAACACCAUAUAAAAUUAACCUGAAAAAAACACAAAAAAAAAAAACACCAAGCCAAAUAUGACAGGGGCUAAAUAUGAAGACUUACUUCGAGAAUUCUAGGAUAAAAUAAAAGAACUUGUAGCUACAUAAUGUGGUCUUAAAUUUGAAAAUUCGGAAUAAGAUAAAUAAAACAUAAAAUAUAAUUUAAAUUAAACAUAGUUCAUAUAGUCCAUGAAGCGGUAGAUUUCCUUGUAAAUAAAGCAUCCAUCGCAUACAUCAUCGAAUUCGCUAGCAAUACAUGUGUUCCCAACUUCAAUCUCACUUAAGAGCAAAUCGUAAUCACGGUAUUUCCUCACACUCAACUCUAGAAUGACUUCAGGACAAUUUUGUUGGCGUUGUCUUACCACCUACAGCCCUUGAUUCUUCCAAAGUUGGGUAACAUUUUGUUCCACAAAACAACAGUAAUUGUUUGCAAAAAAAAAAGAACCAAACAAAAAGCACUUCCAAACUAAGUACAUAACAAACGUUAAUUUACAUAAAUAAAAAACUCCAUCAAUCAAAAAAAAAAAAUACAGCCAAUCAAAACCACACAAUAAAUCAUCAACAAAACAAUCCACAAAUAAUAUGCUAAAGAUAUAAUGAAUCUCUAAUCCAACACAAACAUACAAAAAAUAGAAUACAACACAUGAUAAAAAAACCACACAAAAUAAUUAAAAUUACACAAAAAAACAUACAAAAACCCUCCCAGCCGCGUAGCGCGGGUACUAACAUAGUUUAUCUAAAAGAAACUAGAAUACUUAUAUGAUAGUUCGAAAGUUUGGUUGCAAUUAAAUCUUAAAUUACAUUAAUUAAUUGUUAUGUAAUAAUGCCGAAGUACAUGUAUAUCUCUUUAUCAUAAUGGAUCGAAAUAACAAUUAUUAAUUUCUUGAAAAUUCAAAGUUUAUUCAUGUAAAUUUCGAAUUUACACCAUGGACACGAAAGUCAAAAUUCAUAAUAAACUUACAUUAUUAAUUUCAAAGUAAAUUAUAUUCAUAAAUCUGUUAUUUUAAUGGACUAAUCAUCUAGUCUAGUACAUAAAUUAAUUAGCCACCACUUUGGUAAUUUGAGUUUAAAUUAAUAAGAAGUUAGGCAAUAUUCCCAUUUGUAUAUCAUAUGUUUAGAAUAGUUGACUUCACUAAAGAAAAUUAAAUCUCUAUAAGUUGCAUAUGGAGGGACAAAUAUAUAUAAAAGAUAAAGACUGGCUUUUUUGUUAAAAACAAAAAGAUGGCCACUUUUAGAAGUUUCUUGGUUAUGAUGAUGAGCUCACCAGUAAACAUGGUUAUCGUGAACGGUUUUGAAUAGUGUAUAUACAACACGCGUUUAAAAUCAAUCGUAAAACUUGUUUCGUACUGUUUCAUGUUGCUGUAAACAUUCUAAACUUCCAAAUUAAAACUCUGCAUCUAAACAUCCCAAGCAUUUGUGUGUAGUAAGAAAAAGUACAUGUAUGCGUUCUAACUUAUCUUUCAAAGCGUGCUGUAUUGCAUUCGCUCUAUCAAAGAUUAUCAUGCAAACACAUCCAAUUCUAGUCGCUCCAUCAUCAAUCAUAUAAAACGUUUUAACACUAAAAGCUACAAACAGACCCGCAUCCGCAUUCGCAUUCAUUGCAACUGAACUAGACGCGCCCGUAACCGUAAGCUUUUUGUUUGUUGGGUCAACUAAGGCAUUUAGUCUAAUUAAAUAUUACUAAUAUAGUUGAAGAUUCUAAAAUUCAUUUUUUUUAAAGACUGAUGGAAUUCGAAGGGUUUGUCUGUUUAUCUCUAUAAAAGCCAAGUGUUACGUUUAGUUAUUCUCAAAAGCUCAAACCACUUUCUUGCUCUCUUUGUCUUCAUCUCUAUAUCCAAUGGCUCCUUCUGCGCAUCCUUCCUCAUCACCUCUUCUUACAAGUAAAGAAGAAGAAAAAUAUGCGGAUGUGAAAUGGGACGAGCUCGAAUUCGCUUUGGUUCCAACAGAUUAUAUGUAUGUGGCGAAAUACAAACAAGGAGAGAGCUUUUCAGAAGGAGAAAUUGUUCCUUAUGGGGAUAUUUCAAUAAGCCCUUGUGCUGGCAUCCUCAAUUAUGGCCAGGGACUAUUUGAAGGUCUCAAGGCGUACAGGACAGAAGAUGGACGGAUCACACUCUUCAGGCCUGACGAAAACGCUCUUCGUAUGCAAACAGGUGCGGAUAGGCUUUGUAUGACACCUCCUUCUCCGGACCAAUUCGUAGAAGCAGUUAAGCAAACGGUGCUUGCCAACAACAAAUGGGUACCUCCUCCCGGUAAAGGAGCUUUGUAUAUUAGGCCUCUACUCAUAGGUACUGGUGCUAUCCUUGGAGUAGCUUCAGCACCUGAAUAUACGUUCCUCAUUUACACAUCUCCCGUUGGAAAUUAUCACAAGGCAAGUUCAGGCUUGAACCUCAAAGUUGAUGAUAAGCAUCGCCGAGCUCACUCCGGUGGAACAGGGGGUGUGAAGAGUUGCACCAACUAUUCUCCAGUUGUAAAAUCUUUGAUUGAAGCAAAAUCAUCGGUUUUCUCUGAUGUCUUGUUCCUGGACGCGGCGACUGGUAAAAACAUCGAAGAGAUUUCUACUUGUAACAUCUUUAUUCUCAAGGGAAACAUUGUGUCCACUCCACCAACUUCAGGAACCAUUUUACCAGGAAUCACAAGGAAAAGCAUAAGCGAGCUAGCUCGUGAUAUUGGCUACCAGAUUCAAGAACGGAAUGUUUCUGUUGAUGAGCUACUAGAGGCAGAAGAAGUUUUCUGCACAGGGACUGCAAUGGUCCUUAAAGCUGUUGAAACCGUGACCUUCCAUGACAAGAAAAUAAAAUACAAGACAGGAGAAGAGGCAUUGUCUACGAAGCUUCACUUGAUGUUAACCAAUAUUCAAACUGGAGUUGUUGAAGAUCACAAAGGUUGGAUGGUGGAUAUCAGUAGUUGAGUUGGAAUAAAUUCGUUUCCUGGUCAGAUAAAAAAAGAUAUCAAAGAAUAAAGAAAUCAGGAANAAAAAAGGAAA
Camelina sativa (false flax) is the source of this 3957-nucleotide messenger RNA. NCBI's taxonomy places the organism in Eukaryota, Viridiplantae, Streptophyta, Magnoliopsida, Brassicales, Brassicaceae. The record is from RefSeq and is a predicted model, not a curated record.